This is a messenger RNA of Hippocampus comes (tiger tail seahorse), 1739 nucleotides long. RefSeq names its product homeobox protein aristaless-like 4. The transcript is spliced from 4 exons. Gene Ontology annotation, molecular function: RNA polymerase II transcription regulatory region sequence-specific DNA binding; DNA-binding transcription activator activity, RNA polymerase II-specific. Gene Ontology annotation, biological process: regulation of transcription by RNA polymerase II. The record is from RefSeq and is a predicted model, not a curated record. The coding region runs from base 318 to 1421 and encodes 367 amino acids. Lineage: Eukaryota; Metazoa; Chordata; Actinopteri; Syngnathiformes; Syngnathidae.
ACGCGUGCAGCUUGAAGGUCAGCGCAGUUCUACUUGACGCUUUUCCACUGUGGGCUCCUUCUGACAUCUCGCUCUCCUUCACAGAGAGGGGCUUUUAGCAUUUGUUCACCCCCCCACCCCCUGACUCUAAAGCAGUCCCAGAUGCGCCUCUUUGAGCUUGUGCGAGCAAGGGCGCGUCAGUGUGCAUUGCGUGGAAGUUCGAGGAGAGCCGAAUAGAAGGGGCAGGGCGAGAAGACCAGCUUGGAUUCUGCAUAUCUCUUUUCUUCUUCUUCUUUUUUUUAUUUAUUUUUUUUUUUAAAUAAAACUUUUUUUAAGGUAUGAACGCAGAUACGUGCGUCUCAUACUGCGACAUGACUUCGAUGGAUGCGUAUUAUAGUCCGCCUGCCUCGCAAGGUAGGGAGCACCAGGCGAACCCGUUCAGGACAUUCGGCAGUACCGAAGCCAAAUACAGCCCCACGUUCGGGGCGAGUAAAGCGCAGACGUACGGGGAGAAGUCCCGGAGUCCUUUCCAGACCGAGUGCCAAUCGCUGGACGGCGCGGAGGGAGAGGGCCCCUUCCACAAGUACCAGCUCUUCAUGCACAGACCCACCUGCAAGACGCCCCCCGAGGGCGGCAAGCUGCACACGGACGGAGGCCCCAACGGCAUCCUCCCCUGCUACGGAAAAGACAACGGCCUGACAGAGUCUGAGUUGCCCUCCAGCGUUGACCCCCCUGGGAUGGAGAGCAGCUACCUAAAUCUAAAGGAAGCAGGAGCGAAGGGGUCAGGCGAGCGUCCCGGCUCAGAUCUUUCCAGCCCUCUGGAUAAAAGCGAGGCCGAGAGCAACAAAGGCAAGAAGAGGCGCAAUCGCACUACGUUUACCAGCUAUCAGCUGGAGGAGCUGGAGAAGGUUUUCCAGAAGACACACUACCCGGAUGUGUAUGCUCGUGAGCAGCUGGCACUCAGAACAGACCUGACGGAAGCUCGCGUUCAGGUGUGGUUCCAGAAUCGCAGGGCCAAGUGGAGGAAGAGGGAGCGCUUUGGCCAAAUGCAACAGGUUCGAACGCAUUUCUCCACGGCUUAUGAGCUGCCUCUUCUAACUCGGCCCGAGAACUAUGCGCAGAUGCAAAACCCUUCAUGGAUCGGUGGCAGCAGCGGAGCCUCUCCAGUGCCGGGCUGUGUUGUUCCUUGCGAUACCGUCCCCCCCUGCAUGCCCCCUCAUCCUCAUAGUCACGGGGGGGUCCCCGACUUUCUGGGUGUGCCAAGCCCAGGGAGCAGCCACAUGGGACAGACGCAGAUGGGCAGCCUUUUUGGGGGACCUGGAAUGGUCGGGGGGAUUAAUGGCUACGAUCUCAAUGUCGACCCGGACCGCAAGUCUUCCAGCAUAGCAGCGCUGCGUAUGAAGGCCAAGGAGCACAGUGCCGCCAUUUCUUGGGCCACAUGAUGUUCCAACCAAGCCCCAACCCCCGCCCCCCCCAGUUGGCCGCUUCUCUUCAGCAGCCAUCAUCAAGCACUGCGGGGGAGUUUUGCUGAGAGCACUAAUGAUAACACAGGUCAAAUGAACAGGGAGAGGCUGUAGAGAUAGCAUGGACCAUUGUAGCGGCCAACACAAUGGAGAUAACAACUGUGACAGUGACAAUAAGCAGAAACUGAAAGUUCCAAAAUGUAGAGGAGAAAAUCAGAUGCAAGCGUUUCUGAUUCCUCUCCGUCUCAGGUCUUGGUCAAAUACUUGGUGAAACGGACAAAACAAUCAUUUUCAGGA